CAGACAUGUACAAUAUCCAAAGAAAGGCACACUACCUUUAACGGAUCUGUAUGAAGUGUGUGACAGCAUCAACUCGUGGCUGUUGUCCGAUAGAGACAACGUCGCCGUCAUCCAUUGCCAGAAUGGGGUGGCCAGGACCAUUCCCCUAGUGGUCAGCUAUCUCCUGUUCACCCAACUGUUCACGUCGCCGGAAGUGGCUGUGGCGCAUUGCUCGAUCAAAGGGCGCGCAAAAAGUGGACUAAAGAUAAGACCAUCCGCCAAUAGGCAGGCGGCAAAUCUGCUGAAGAUCGUGCAGGGCGAUCCACCCAAAGAGUCUUCGGUGCAUGUGCAGUCGAUCUCCUUCCCCAACCUACCCGUGUUCACAUCACACCCCGCCAAGCCCUAUGUCAACAUACAGUGCAAUGGAAAGAUAGCGUUCUCGACCAAAGACCAGAUACCAGAUCUCAGCCGAGAUUCGAUACAGAUCAAAUGUGGGAAGUCGUUCAUGGGAGACAUCUCCGUGCAGCUGAUGGUACCCACAAGGGAAGGCCCCGGCGCACACCUCUGCCUGGUGCAACUAUAUACCGGCUACCUAGCCCCCGGCCACCACCAAUACGACAUUGUGGACCUGGACAGUCCCGUCAAGUCUCUGGGCGGGUCCUUUUAUCUGGCCCUCGAUGUGUCCUCAGGCGAGGGAACGGGUGCAGGCAAACCUCUGCCGUGGAAAGGGACCCAAUCGCACCCGGAACAGGCCCUUACCACGUGCUUCUUUAAUGACUCAGAGGCUCGUGGUCAACUCAAGGCGUACGAGCGGGAUCUGGUCACUGCCAUCGGCCACUCAGCCGCAGAGUUCAUUCCCAACCGAAAGGAAGGAGCGUCCGCCAAAAGCAACGACGCCGACGGCUACCGGACCACUCGCUCUACAACCGGCAAAUCCGGACGGGGCGCACCCCGAGGUCGCCAGCAACGGUCCUACCCAGACCGCGAGACCCGGGACAGGGACAGGCACCCAGUGACCACUCCUGCAAGCAAUGGGACCGGUCCUGCCCCCGAUGGUCUGGGCAGUGGCGUGGGUGGGGGUGGUAACAACAUGCUCCUCGAUCUACUAGGCGAUGGCCAGGCCAUGGCCGCCACACCGUCGCCGCCCCCGACGAAUAGUGUCAAUAUCAUGGGCGUGUCGGAUGACGAAGGAGACGACGAGUUUGGGACGUUUGGAGAGAUGAGCAGUGGUCUGGGUAUGGACAACACCACUGCCGGUAUGACAGAAGGCCUGGAUCUAUUGGACUUGGGAGGUGGUAACCAUGGCAACAGUCCGCGCGGGGGUUCGCCUCCGGGCGCGCAGACGAGUAAUACUAACAGCGGCGGUGCAGGAGCAUCAGCGUUCGAUCUACUCGGAUUGAGCGAUAUGCCUGAUCCUUCGGCCACCGUGAGAGCUCCCCCGUCCAAUGCCGAUCCAUUUGCGAGCGAUAUGAUUGGUCUAAACCCGGAUGUGAUGGGCUCGACCAAUGAGGAUUCGGGAAUGCACCGCAGCCACAGUGCCGUGUUUGACAACGAACACCGCAACUCCAUCCCACGCAGCCACAGUGCCGCGGAUUUUGACAAUCUUUUGACGCCUGUCACCAGCAAUGGCAGUGACACCAGCCAGGCACACAACAGCACACGGCCAAAUAAGCCUACCACAAAGUCGCCCCAAAUCCCCGAAGACCCCUUCGGAACACUUAACACAGGCAUGCCCAGCAUCAACCAAACCACCCCAUCCCCUCUAGGCACAGCCACCGCUGCCAACAACGGAACCUCUCCCAGGCCAAACGCUACCGGAAACCUAGGCGGUGCCAGCUACGGUAUGCCCACCCGCGGUAGGCCCAACUACGCGUCCAGUCCUAUGCUGCGCUCUCCUGCACCGUCACCCCACCGAUCGCCACAGCCCACACAAGCCAAUUCUCAGCAGUCCGUGUUUAGUACGGUAACGGGUGUGGGGGGUUCGGGUGUAACCACCAGUCCAAAUGUUGGGGCUGGGACAGGGCCAGGGUCGAAUGAUCCGUUCGGCGGCUUGGGCGGCUUUGGGAACUCUAGGUAG
Molecule: messenger RNA, 2056 nt
Organism: Sphaeroforma arctica JP610
Lineage: Eukaryota; Ichthyosporea; Ichthyophonida
Exons: 11
Biological process (GO): dephosphorylation
Cellular component (GO): cytosol
Molecular function (GO): phosphatidylinositol-3,4,5-trisphosphate 3-phosphatase activity
Source: RefSeq, a predicted model, not a curated record